Penicillium expansum is the source of this 1413-nucleotide messenger RNA. RefSeq names its product Permease, cytosine/purine, uracil, thiamine, allantoin. Gene Ontology annotation, molecular function: nucleobase transmembrane transporter activity. NCBI's taxonomy places the organism in Eukaryota, Fungi, Ascomycota, Eurotiomycetes, Eurotiales, Aspergillaceae. The record is from RefSeq and is a predicted model, not a curated record. The coding region runs from base 1 to 1413 and encodes 470 amino acids. The transcript has 4 exons. Gene Ontology annotation, cellular component: plasma membrane. Gene Ontology annotation, biological process: nucleobase transport; transmembrane transport.
AUGAAAAUGCACAUCAAUGAAGCAAAGGCGCGAUUAUCCUCGCUCCACGCUUGGAAACUACCGAAAGAGCCUAGUAGUCUAGCACCUCCUGGAGUACCGAGCAGUAAAGAUUCCGAUCCAAUCCCUCCUGGGCUGCAGACUUGGAAUGGCCUCGACUUUGUGAACUAUUGGUUUUCUGACCUCGUCAACAUCACCAGCUGGACUAUUGGGACAGCUCCACUUCUUGUGGGAUUGAGCACCGUGGAUGCUAUUCUCAUUGUCAUGCUCUCGGGAAUUUGCAACGGAUUGCCUACAGUUUUGAACGGAUAUGUUGGAAGUGAUUAUCAUAUUCCCUUCCCUAUAGCCGUGCGGUCAAGCUUUGGGUAUUACUUUGGGAAUUUCCCGGUGUUCUCUCGGGCUGUUCUCUCAGCCGUCUGGUUCGGUGUCAAUUCGAUGACUGCCUGGAUCUGUGUCAAAGCUGGUGACGUACAAGGGAUUUUCAACCAGUCCGCAAAAUUGUCAGGAAAAGCGCACAAAUGGCUAUGGCUUGCAACUUUCUCAUCUACCACAAAUUCCUGGCUGACUAGUGCGGUAAACAUGUCGGAUUAUUCAAGGUUUGCUAAAACAAAGAGCCGGGGACAAUGGUACCAGGCUUUGGCUAUCCCCGUAAUCAAAACUGUCUACGCGGUUCUUGGUCUCGCUGUCGUUGGUGCUGGACGGGUGCUUUACGAAGAGGACAUAUCCAGCCCAGUCGAAAUGCUUCCAUAUUGGGGCCAUACAGGAGGCGGUCGUCUCCUUGCCUUUCUCUGCGCUAUCCUCUGGAUGGUUGCCCAGAUAUCUUGUGAUAUUUCUGCCAACUCAAUCCCCUUUGGUCAUGAUGUCAUGUCCUUUAUCCCAGCGUGGAUGACCAUCCGACGUGGUUCCCUUCUCUGUCUACUUGUCGGUGCAUGGGUUAUGGUGCCAUGGUUGAUUGUCAACAGCGCUUCCAAGUUCCUAAGCUUCAUGUCGGCUUAUGGGGUGUUCAUUAGCCCUAUUUGCAGCAUAAUGAUCGCGGACUAUUUUCUCAUCCGACGAAGAAAGUUGAAUUUGUCUGACCUAUACCACCCUCAUGGCUGUUAUCGAUAUAGAGGUGGGAUCAAUUGGCGUGCGUUUGUGACGGAGUUCAGCUUCGCCGGAAUCAAUUUGCCGGGUGUCGUCAACAACCUCGCCCCGAGUGUUGUGGUACCUAGCGGACUGGCUCACUUAUAUCAGAUCAAUUGGUUUGUGAACACCUUUGGCUCCUUUUUCGUUUAUUGGUGUCUUUGCACGUUGUGGCCACCUCUUGACUCUCUUGAUACCAAAAUACUGCAUGACUUCGUUGAAAUCGAUGCUGGUGGUAACGGAAAAUUGAAUUUGGUCUCUGAGAAGGAAGCAAUCAAUGAUUCAAGGGUUUGA